Molecule: messenger RNA, 3708 nt
Organism: Mya arenaria
Lineage: Eukaryota; Metazoa; Mollusca; Bivalvia; Myida; Myidae
Exons: 8
Coding region: 112-1524 (470 amino acids)
Source: RefSeq, a predicted model, not a curated record
CGGUACAGACGAGUACGGUGUUUUUCUUCAAUGUAACGAGAACUACCUUUAAUAUCCGAAAAUUAUGUAAGUUUGGUACAGUUCUAGAUAAAUUACGAGGUUAUAUAAAGUAUGCAGAUGACAUUGCAUAAUUCCAGAACAUAUUGCAGGUACGGAUUCAACAUUCUAAAUUGUGUAAUUGUCAUUUACUUCACAAUUUUUGUAUCAGGAGUUUUAACAGGAUUUUGCAACGACUUUUCAAACAACCUGCAAGAUUUUUCGUCCGAAAUUGAGAGUUCGUGUGCUGUCGAAGAAACAAAAAGUGCUGUAAUAAAGAUGUCCGAGCAAGUACUGAAAGCAAGGGAAGGUGCAGUAUGGGGCAUGCUGAUAGCUGAUGCGUUGUCCAUGCCUGUUCACUGGUAUUACAACCCAGACGAUAUACGAAGAGGAUACGGGGGGUGGCUUACUGGCUACAUGGCACCCAAUAAGAAACAUCCGUCCAGUAUUCUCACCCUCUCUGCUGUAGAUGGUUCUGGAAGGACAGGCUGGCACAACAAAUCUCAGCCUGUUGUUGGCAGCGUAAUUCUACAUGACAAGCUCAAGUUCUGGCAAUCCGGGGAUAGAUCUACACACUACCAUCAGGGAAUGAGGGCAGGAGAAAACACUCUCAACUCUGUAGUGGCCUUACAGAUGCUCAAAACUCUGCAAAGGGUCGAUCCAAAGGUAGAGAAAGAUGCCAGAGAUGUGAGAGGGUCUGUUCUAGAAGACUAUGUGAAAUUUAUGACCACCCCUGGCUCCCAUAACGAUACAUAUGCAGAAUCAUUUCAUCGCUCAUUUUUCAAGGACUGGUCGGAGCAGGAUGUUAAAUAUACCUCAGCGGAAGAUUUGCUCAGUUUUACAGACAAAAGAUACAAAGAAAAAAACAAAGGCAAUCAAGAUUCUCAGCUGGUUGUGAUUGGAGCCAUGUCCCCUGCGUUACCGUGGAUACUCCGUAAUGCCCGCAAACCUGAAAACCAGGGUGUUAAAGAGACUUUAGAGUUUGUAAAGUGCACACACCCUGUGCCAGCAAUUAUUCCAUUUGUUGACAUGUACACAAGGUUGUUACACGCUGUGAUGAACGGCAGGGACCUAAAACAAGAGAUUAUGGGAGUUUUAAGUCACUCUGAGCUCGGCGGGCCGCAGAAACGGGAGAUGGUGCUUAGUUUGUUGGACCGAGCUGCCAGUCAUGCCAAGGGUUCAGAGGGGCGUCUGAAGGCGGACCAGCAGGCGACCCAGACACUGGGCUCAGCAUGUUACAUUGAAGGGGCAAUGAGUUCAAUGCUUUACCUCGCCUACCAGUAUGCAGAUGACUUUCAGGCUGGAGUUCUGGCUAAUGCAAAUUGUGGAGGUGAGAACUGCCACAGAGGAGCAGCGCUCGGGGCCUUGCUAGGGGCCAACGCUGUCAAUAAGGGCCAGGAGAUACCUGCCAAGUUGAGAGAGGGCCUGGUCGUAAAACAAGCGGUGGAGUCACUUCUUCAAGACCUGCGCCAGCCCGUAGAUAGCUGACUACCUCAAUCAGGGGCUGAAAAUAAUAGUGCUUGUGUCCCAAAGUUAUGAAGACUGGCCUAGAAGAUCAAAUGAGUUAUUUGGUUGUGAUAUUAUACAUGGACUUGUUUGUUGAGUGAUGGCUAAAUUAUGCAUUUUAAAUUAACAAUAUCAUAUUGGGAAGACAAUUUCAGGAAACAGUCAUUGUGAUGAACAUGGCCAGUAUGGAAAACAGAGCCAAUUUAGAAAACCUGAACCAAUAUGUAAAAUUGAGCCAGUAUGGAAAACUUUGACAAUAAGGAAAACUAAGCCUUUAUGGAAAACUGAGAUAUACAGGAAACUGAGAUAUAUAUACAAAGCUUAGCCAAUACAGAAAACUGAGCCUAUAAGGAAAACUUGAGAUAAUAAUUUAUAUUGGCAAAAGACCGAUUGUGAAACAAGUUAUUACAACAUAAUAUUAAUCAUUCUCCUUGUUACGAUUUUAGGUGAAUGUGUUGUCUUGUGUCUUAGGGGAAACAGGAGUACCUUGAGGAAUCACCUUGUUCGGCUUGGUGCCACGAAACAAACAUGCGCAAAGGCCAGGAAUCGAACCGAGGACUCCUAGGUGUGAAGCUAGUGGACCUUUCACUGCGCUAACCGGACAACCGGAUUUAUAUUUAAAUAUAUGUUUAAAAUAAUAAAUCUUUUGAUUGGUCUAAUUUUAAGAUAAUUUAUUACAAUUAUUUAUAUAUUUUGAACUCAUUUUGUUAAAAAAAUAUGUAAAAUGUUAUCAUCAUAAAACGUGAUGAAAUUAAUAUUAAAGGAAUGAUAUUUUGGGGGCUUUGUUUCAUUACCGUAUGUUUAUCGGCAUUAUCAGACAUGUUGACCACCUGUCAUAACAUUAUAUUGUAUAAUUGUGUCUUAAGGAUUGUUUAAAAUUCAACUAAUAAUUACAAGGUUGUCUUAAAUUAUGAGGUGAUGCCGUAUAUGAAUACAGCUGUUUUGUGAUCCACUGGUGGUUUAGUAACCUUUGGCUAAUAACUUAAUCCAUAACUUAAUCCCAGAUUAUACACUAAGUAAGGCACAGUGGGUUAGUGUACCAGUGCAUGAAAUAUUAGUCCAUGCAAGUUGGACAAACAUGAGUCACAUAUCUCAACAGCUGGUCAGUUAAAUAUGUUCGGCAAUGUAAGCAGAAACUGGCCUAUGAGCAUAGAAAAUGCCCACAUGUAUCUAUGUUUGAGGUACUAAACUACAUGUAUUCAUUGUUCAAAUUUGCCAAUCAUAUGAUUAUACUUCAUAUAAUAAGUUUGAGUUCAGGACCACAAUUUGUACCGGCCAUGUUUUAUACAGUGUCAAAGACAUUUCAAUACAUAUAGUAAAGACAGCAUAUGUUAACUGUUCUAAACCAGAAUAACAUGAGAAUAUUAGUAUGAGACUUUACUGUUCAGGUACCUUGUAAAAUGCAAUAAUUUAGUGCAUAUGUGUAGGGUAUAUGUCAUCUUAUAAUAGCCAGUAGAAGCAUCAUGCUUUGUACAUUUAUGUAAUAGGCAUGUUUGAAAGUUAAGUUUAAAUAGUUUGAAAGCAUGAAUACCCCCAAUUAAAAACAAUUACAAUACAGGACAGCAGAGAGGUAUCCGUUGGCAUGGAUCAUGCUGGUAUAACAUAAGGUCGCAUUAUACUCCCAUUACCAUGUAAAGGUUGGAAACACUCUUGGACAUUGAUUAAUUGAAAAGAAUGUCCAAAAUUGGGAAUUUUUGAGAAUGAACACAAAAUAUGGUUCAUUGCUUAGCAUAUUUUGAUAGAGGUCGCAGUCUGUAUUAUUUGAUUAUGCAUACUUUGCAAAGUUAUUCUCCUUUGUUUAAAUUGUGUUUGCAAAUGUUAAAGAUAACAUUAUCUGAACAAAAUGUACUUUUUGAUGAAUUACUAAAUGUACCAGUUGUGAUAACACAGUUUCCCAUUAUCCUUUAACCUAUUUUGAGGAGUUUACAAGAGGAUAUUGUUUAUAAUAGUUGAACAACUUAAUACAGGAACAUAUUUUUUUUAACUUAUACUGAUCCGAGAUCAAUUUAUAGGUAAAAGUGAACAAUACUUUACAACAUUACAUUUUGUACACAUUAAAUCAACAUUGAUUGUUAUUGCAUAUAUUCCCUUUGUUGUUGUUAUUACAUGGUUUUCUAUUAUCUUUCUUAUUUGAUAAUCUCAAAUUAAUAAAAGUAGUGACCUGUA